GCUGUUCGUCCGGGGCUGGGCGGAGCCUCAAGCUAAGUGGUCGCUGCGUCUGAGCACCGGGUUGGACAAGCCGCUGUGUGCCCUGGGCGGACGUGAGUGGAAAGAAGAUGGCGGUGCAGGUGGUGCAAGCUGUGCAGGCGGUUCAUCUUGAGUCUGACGCUUUCCUAGUUUGUCUCAACCAUGCUCUGAGCACAGAAAAGGAGGAAGUGAUGGGUCUGUGUAUAGGGGAGUUGAAUGAUGACAUAAGGAGUGACUCUAAAUUUACAUACACUGGAACUGAAAUGCGCACAGUCCCAGAAAAGAUGGAUACCAUCAGAAUUGUUCAUAUCCAUUCUGUCAUCAUCUUGCGGCGUUCUGACAAGAGAAAGGACCGUGUAGAAAUUUCUCCAGAGCAACUGUCUGCAGCUUCAACAGAGGCAGAAAGGUUGGCUGAACUAACAGGUCGUCCCAUGAGAGUAGUUGGCUGGUAUCAUUCCCACCCUCAUAUAACUGUUUGGCCGUCACAUGUUGAUGUUCGUACACAAGCCAUGUACCAAAUGAUGGAUCAAGGCUUUGUGGGACUUAUUUUUUCCUGUUUCAUAGAAGACAAAAAUACAAAGACUGGCCGGGUACUCUAUACUUGCUUCCAAUCCAUACAAGCCCAAAAAAGCUCAGAGUAUGAGAGAAUUGAAAUCCCAAUCCAUAUUGUACCUCAUAUCACUAUUGGGAAAGUAUGCCUCGAAUCUGCAGUAGAGCUGCCAAAGAUCCUGUGUCAGGAAGAACAGGAUGCAUAUAGAAGGAUUCACAGCCUUACACAUCUGGACUCAGUGACCAAGAUCCAUAAUGGCUCAGUAUUUACCAAGAAUUUGUGCAGUCAGAUGUCAGCAGUCAGUGGGCCUCUACUGCAGUGGUUGGAGGACAGAUUGGAGCAAAACCAGCAGCAUUUGCAGGAGUUGCAACAAGAAAAGGAAGAGCUUAUGGAAGAGCUGUCUUCCCUAGAAUAAAGCAGGAGAACAACAAAAAAAUGUGGGCAGGUGAAAAUACCUGGCAUACAAUUUAUUAAAUCAAUUUUGAAAAAGAUAAAGUUGGAGGGCCUACAUUAUUAUAAAGCUACAGUAAUCAAGAUACUAUGAUUUUUGCAGAAGAAUCAAUGCAAUAGGAAAGAAAAAUCAGAAAUAAGCCCACAAUAAUAUGCUUAACUAAUUUUGAAAAAGUACAAAUGUGAUUCAAUGAAGAAAAAACAGUCAUUUCAACAAAUUGAACCUCCACAAGCCAACAAAGUAUAUUCUAAAAGUACCUCCAAAUAUAUCAUGCAUUUAAAUGUACUAUGGAAAACCUAGAAAAAAUAUUCAAGAAAAAUUUUCAGGAGUUAAGUACUUAAUAUUCAACUCAAAAGCACAAUUUCAUAAGAAAACAAGUAGAUCUAUUGGACUUCAUCAAAAUUAAAGCUUUCUAUUCUGCAAAACUAUUAAGAGAAAAUCAUGUAAUAUCUGAUCAAUGAAAAGAUAUGCUUAAAACUCAAAAUUAAACAAUACCAGUAGAAAAUGAAAAAAGACUUUAACAUUGUCACUACAGUGGGUAUAUAGAUGGCAGGUAAUUAUGUGCAUAUAUAUUGAAUCUUAUACAUCAUUGAA
Molecule: messenger RNA, 1613 nt
Organism: Mus caroli (Ryukyu mouse)
Lineage: Eukaryota; Metazoa; Chordata; Mammalia; Rodentia; Muridae
Source: RefSeq, a predicted model, not a curated record